This is a messenger RNA of Eurytemora carolleeae, 607 nucleotides long. It is a transcript of the gene RpS24, whose product is annotated as 40S ribosomal protein S24. The record is from RefSeq and is a predicted model, not a curated record. Gene Ontology annotation, molecular function: structural constituent of ribosome. The coding region runs from base 32 to 436 and encodes 134 amino acids. The transcript is spliced from 6 exons. Lineage: Eukaryota; Metazoa; Arthropoda; Copepoda; Calanoida; Temoridae. Gene Ontology annotation, biological process: translation. Gene Ontology annotation, cellular component: ribosome.
AAUGUGAAAAAUAACAUAUUUCAGGUGCACAAUGGUUGAAGGAAGCGUGACUAUCCGAACCCGUAAGUUCAUGACGAACCGACUCCUCUCCAGGAGGCAGAUGGUUGUCGAUGUUCUCCACCCUGGCAAGCCCUCAGUCAACAAAACCACCAUCCGUGAGAAGUUGGCUGCUAUGUACAAGUGUACUGCUGACCGUGUCUUCACAUUUGGAUUCAAGACAAACUUCGGAGGCGGCAAGAGCUCCGGGUUCGCCCUCAUCUACGACACCAUGGACUUCGCAAAGAAGUUCGAACCUAAGUUUAGAUUGGUCAGACAGGGAGUUCUUGAGGCCAAGGUGAAGACCAGCAGGAAACAGAGGAAGGAGAAGAAGAACAGAACCAAGAAGGUUCGCGGAACAGCUAAGGCUAAGGUCGGAGCUGCUGCAAAGAAGAAGUAGACUUCGUUCUUCUUCAUCAUUUCAAGAUGUAACCUGGCUUGGAGUCUGUACCUGUACUCUAUCGAGGUGCAUGGGCUGGAAAUCUGCCUGUACAUACAACUGUGCAGUACUUUACAUCUUCUGUUUGCACGGCUUGGAUACCAUCUGAAUAAAGUUUAAAACCUUUCUCAA